GGAGCAGGGAUAAAGUGCUGUUUAUGCAGCUGUGGGAUGAGAAAAAACUUCUUAGGCGUAUCAAGGAUCUGCUGCCCUGUCCAGCAAAGACACUGCUGACAGGAUCUUUAUUCCUACAGCUCAGCCUUCAGCUCCCUUUACCGAGCUAGGGAAAAAAGAAAAAUAAUCCAGUAAUAGUAGCUAUCAGAAAAUUGGUGUACAAUGCCACAGAACGUCGUUCUCCCAGGACCUGCUCCUUGGGGAUUCAGGCUGACAGGAGGGAUAGAUUUUAACCAGCCUUUGAUCAUAACCAGGAUUACUCCAGGAAGUAAGGCUUCAGCAGCCAAUUUAAGUCCUGGUGAUGUCAUUCUAGCUAUUGAUGGCUAUGGUACAGAGAACAUGACUCAUAAUGAUGCACAGGAGAGAAUUAAAGCAGCAUCACAUCAACUUUGUCUCAAAAUUGAGAGGGCAGAAAGUAGAUUAUGGUCUCCACAAGUUUCAGAAGAUGGCAAAGCUCAUCCCUUUAAAAUAAAUUUGGAAGCUGAUCCACAGGAUACGAAUUACUUUGAACACAAGCAUAAUAUUCGUCCCAAACCUUUCAUAGUCUCAGGCCGAAGCAGUGGAGGCAGUACUCCUUCCGGUAUUGAUGGUGGCAGUGGACGUAGUACCCCCUCUUCUGUUAGCACUAUCUGCCCUACUGACUUGAAAGCUGCAUCUAAGAUGGCCCCUAACAUUCCCUUGGAAAUGGAACUUCCUGGUGUCAAGAUUGUACAUGCUCAGUUUAAUACACCUCUGCAGAUGUACUCAGAUGAUAAUAUAAUGGAAACACUGCAGGGCCAAGUUUCUACAGCUCUGGGGGAAAAUCCCUCAAUGAGUGAACCAGUGCCAACCUCUGUACCUCAAUCUGAUGUGUACAGGAUGCUGCAUGACAGUCCGGAAGGGCCCAGUCAACCACGUCAAUCUGGCUCAUUUAAGGUGCUCCAGGAUUUAGUCUCCGAGGAUUCUGAUGGACGUCCCAUUGGUACCAGGAGCGUGAGAGCACCAGAAACAAAGAUGCCUUCUGGUGCAGGAAGUGUACAAAAACUGCCAUUGUGUGACAAAUGUGGAAAUGGCAUUGUUGGUGCAGUGGUGAAGGCGCGUGACAAGUACCGGCACCCAGAAUGCUUUGUGUGCUCUGACUGCAAUACCAACCUAAAACAAAAGGGCUACUUCUUUGUGGAGGGACAAUUAUACUGUGAAACUCAUGCACGAGCCCGCAUGAGGCCACCAGAGGGAUACGAAGCAGUUACCGUUUAUCCAAAGUGCUAGUCCUGUGCUAACAGACACACAUGCAUGCACACAAAAAGACAAUAACAGCUUAGAGCCACACACUACAACUGACUGAACUUACUGCCUUAAUCCAAAGUAGCAGAUUUUCUUUUGGAGGUGGGAGUGAUGCAGAAGCUUCAUUAGCCAGCAAUAGCAUAUAUACCAGAAACAUUUUGCAAAGUAAUUAUCUUUGAAGCUGCCAGUGUAAUUUAAUGGAGUAUAAGGCAGCAACUCCCAUAACUCAAUCCCUCAAAGGGUCAGUCCAUUAAAAAAAGCAGGAAUUUUACACCUAUAUUACCAAACUGCAGUUAUCAAUGUCUGCUUCAGCCAUAAAAUCAUUCAACUAUCAUUACCCUAUGCCACAAAAACAAGCUUUGCUUUCCUUACUUUGAUAUUUGAGAGUCUAUUUGUUUACACCUCCUGGUGCAACAAAUGUAAUAAAAGACUGGUAUUAAUUUUAUAUAAUAGAACAGCAAGCACAGUGAAGCUUGCUUAUAGUAGAGUAGAAUGCAUGUCCCAUAUUUCAAUGAACUGCAGAGUGCAAACUACAAUGAGAGUGUGUUUUCAUUUACUUACCAUGAAAUUCUGAUGGAGACAUGCAAAUGCAAACACACA
Terrapene triunguis (Three-toed box turtle) is the source of this 1902-nucleotide messenger RNA. RefSeq names its product PDZ and LIM domain 3 (gene PDLIM3). Gene Ontology annotation, biological process: muscle structure development; actin cytoskeleton organization; heart development. The record is from RefSeq and is a predicted model, not a curated record. The transcript has 8 exons. NCBI's taxonomy places the organism in Eukaryota, Metazoa, Chordata, Testudines, Emydidae. The coding region runs from base 202 to 1287 and encodes 361 amino acids. Gene Ontology annotation, molecular function: muscle alpha-actinin binding; actin binding. Gene Ontology annotation, cellular component: filamentous actin; Z disc; adherens junction.